Molecule: messenger RNA, 2682 nt
Organism: Galeopterus variegatus (Sunda flying lemur)
Lineage: Eukaryota; Metazoa; Chordata; Mammalia; Dermoptera; Cynocephalidae
Gene: PLEKHA4
Product: pleckstrin homology domain containing, family A (phosphoinositide binding specific) member 4
Exons: 20
Coding region: 192-2489 (765 amino acids)
Source: RefSeq, a predicted model, not a curated record
AGAGUCUAAAAGAGAGAAAGAGAGAGAAUAAGAGGUGGGAGACAGAGAGCACGAAUGAGCAGGUGAAAAGAGAGACUGGGUACUAGGAGAGACACUGCCUAAGAGACAAAGGAGGUGAGAGAUUGUCUCAGUGCCCCAGCAGCGACACCAUCUUCUUGCCCCUGUCAUUGGGACCCUAGAGCUGGCCCUUGAUGGAGGAGGGUAGACCUUGGAGCAGCCUCAGCCUGGCCAGCAGUGCCUCUACCAUCUCUUCACUGAGCAACCUGAGUACCAAGAAGCCCACCCGGGCAGUAAACAAGCUCCACGCCUUUGGGAAGAGGGGCAAUGCACCCAGAAGGGAUCCCAACCUCCCCGUGCACAUCCGAGGCUGGCUUCAUAAGCAGGACAGCUCCGGGCUCCGGCUGUGGAAACGCCGCUGGUUCGUCCUCUCCGGCCAUUGCCUCUUCUAUUACAAGGACAGCCGCGAGGAGAGCGUCCUGGGCGGCGUGCUGCUCCCUAGCUACAGUAUCAGGCCAGACGGGCCGGGGGCCCCUCGAGGGCGGCGCUUCACCUUCACCGCAGAGCACCCAGGCAUGAGGACCUAUAUUCUGGCUGCGGACACAUCAGAGGACCUGCGGGGCUGGCUACGGGCGCUGGGCCGGGCCUCCCGGGCGGAAGGGGAAGACAGUGGGCAAACCAGGUCACCUGCACGUCCCCAGCCAGGGGAGGGCCCUGGCGGUCCCGGCGGUCCCCCAGAGGUGAGCAGAGGAGAAGACAGGCGAACCUCAGAAUCACCGGAGGUGGCUCGGCUGUCCAGAGGUCGAGGUAGACCCGGGCUGCUCACUCCCAGCCCGACAGCCGACCUCCAGUCUGGAUCCUGGAUUCGGAGGGCGAGGAGCCCGGACCUGUUCACACCCCUCUCUCGCCCUCCCUCUCCGCUGGGCCUCCCUCGUCCCCGUUCUGCUCCUGCGUGGCGACCUCCUCCCUCCUCAGGAGACACAGCACCCCCUGCUCGACCUCACACCCCCCAGAGUCGCAUCGAUGUCCGGCCCCCUCUAGAUUGGGGCCCUCAGCGCCAGACCCUCUUGCGUACCUCUACUCGCCAUCGAGGACUCUCCUCCGAGGCUCCGGGAGGACGGCCCCCCAGGAGCCCCCAGCGCUGGAGUAGGGAGCCCAGAAUACAGACUCCCUCAGCCUCCUCCACUUAUCUCCAGCUCCCCCCGAGACCCCCUGGGACCCGGGCCUCCAUGGUUUUAUUGCCAGGCCCACCCCUGGACUUAACCUCCCACCAAAGCUUGGAGACAGAUACUCUGUUGACCAAAUUGUGUGGGCAGGACCGGCUCCUGAGGAGGCUGCAGGGGGAGAUAGAGCAGAGGCAGGAGGAGAAGGAGCAGCUAGAAGCAGCCCUGGAGUUGACUCGGCAGCAGCUGGGCCAAGUGACCAGGGAGGCUGGGGCUCCUGGGAGGGCCUGGGGUCGCCAGCGCCUCCUGCAAGACCGACUGGUCAGUGUGAGGGCCACUCUUUGUCACCUGACUCAGGAGCGAGAGCGGGUUUGGGACACAUACAGCGGCCUGGAGCAGGAGCUGGGCACGUUAAGAGAGACUCUCGAGUACCUGCUGCACCUUGGGUCCCCCCAGGACAGAGCAUCUGCUCAGCAGCAGCUGUGGAUGGUAGAAGACACGCUGGCAGGUCUGGGUGGCCCCCAGAAACUGCCCCUCCACCCUGAGCCUGACUCCCCAUCGCCCGUGCUCCAAGGCGAAGCGUCCUCAGAGAGGGAGAGCCUGCCUGAGUCCUCGGAACUGAGCUGCCCUCAGUCCCCUGAGGCUGACUGGGGGCGGCCCCCUGGUGGCGACAGAGACCUCACCAGUUCUCGCCCAGGUCUUGCGUCUCCGAAGAUCUCCCGGGCUUCCAGCCCUGAGAGUCGCCAACCCCCUUCACCGCAGCUGGGAACCAAGGCUCCCAUGGCCCGGCCCCGGAUGACUGCUCAGGAGCAAUUGGAGCGGAUGCGCAGAAACCAGGAAUGUGGACGUCCCCUCCCUCGCCCUGCCUCUCCCCGGCUUCUCAUGCUGGGGAGAACACUGUCCCCAGCCAGACACCAGCCUGACGUGGAGCAAAGGCCUGUCCUGGGACACUCAGGAGCCUCGAAAUGGCUCAGAAGCUCGGGGUCUUGGAGUAGUCCCAGGAACACCACCCCUUACUUGCCGACAUCCGAAGGUCACCGGGAGCGGGUCCUCAGCCUCUCCCAAGCCCUGGCCACUGAGGCGUCGCAGUGGCACAGAAUGAUGACUGGUGGCAGUUCCGACUCCCGGGGGGAUCCCCUCCCCCCCGCGCCGCCGCCUCCCUCGGAUCCCACGCCCCAGGCGACCCCGCCCCCAAGGUCUCCUCCGGCGGCGGAUUCAGGCCCCGCCCCCUGGGAGCCCACCUGGGAUUCCGGGUCCGCCCCGCCCACCCUGGCCCAAGCCGAGGGGACGUGGCCUCUGAGAGUCACUCUGCUGCAGUCCAGCUUCUGAGCUGCCCAAACGCGGCAGCCGAUCGGGCCGCGAGGGCGUGGCCCGGAGGUGCCGUCCGGAGACCUGAGACCCCUCAAGCCGUCUGGGGACGCACGCUGGUUCCCGCCAGCGGCCUGGACGGGGAGUGGUUUCUAUGGCCAAAGUUCGGUUUUCCCAACACUGUCCAGAUUUGGAUUAAAACUUUGAACUCUCA